Anolis sagrei ordinatus is the source of this 491-nucleotide messenger RNA. The record is from RefSeq and is a predicted model, not a curated record. NCBI's taxonomy places the organism in Eukaryota, Metazoa, Chordata, Lepidosauria, Squamata, Anolidae.
CAGAUGGAGAGGGCUUACCAGAAGCAGCCCACCAUCUUCCAGAACAAAAAGCGGGUGCUUCUGAGGGACACUGGCAAAGAGAAGCUCCCUCGCUAUUACAAGAACAUUGGCCUGGGCUUCAAGAUCCCCAAGGACGCCAUCGAAGGCACCUACAUUGACAAAAAAUGCCCUUUCACAGGCAACAUCUCGAUCCGAGGCCGCAUCCUGUCAGGAGUGGUCACCAAGAUGAAGAUGCAGCACACCAUCAUCAUCCACAGGAACUAUUUGCACUAUAUCCGCAAGUACAACCACUUUGAGAAGCGCCACAAGAAUAUGUUGGUGCACCUGUCCCCUUGUUUCAGGGAUGUCCAGAUCAGGGACAUUGUGAAGGUGGGUGAGUGCCGCCCGCUCAGCAAUACGGUCCACUUCAAUGUUCUGAAGGUGACCAAAGCUGCCAGCACCAAGAAGCAGUUCCAGAAGUUCUGAAGAAGGAAGGCAGCAGCUUCCCUCCA